UGGCAUCGACAAUAGACAAGCGCGGGGGACGUCCGCGCGCUGCCCACGCUAAAGAUGUCCUCCGUGUUCCCCUGUUCCCAUAAAUACGCGGCGGCCCAGCAUGUUCGACGAAGUGCGACGAACCUCCAAUACCUGGAGUUCGCAGCCCUCUCAGGGUCUCGUCAGCCCAUCUCUUCCAGGACCGUAGCGCAUCAUGCGUCCCGCCUCACUGACCUGGGCGACACUCGUCCUCGCGUCCCUGGCGGCUGCAGCGCCCUCCAUUAGCCGGCGUAACAACCUCGUCGUGCACGAGCGGCGCGCACAGGAGCCUCGCGACUGGGUGCUCACGCGGCGGCUCGAGCCGAGCGCGGUGCUCCCGAUGCGCUUCGGGCUCACGCAGAGCAACCUGGACAAGGUCGAGGAGAUGCUUAUGGCGGUGUCCCACCCGGAUUCGCCCACGUACGGGCAGCACUACUCGGUAAAGGAGGUCGUAGACACGUUUGCUCCCAGCGCGGAGACGGUCGAGCGUGUCGUGGAGUGGUUGACCGAGUCGGGGAUUGACACAGAGAGGCUGAGGCUGAGUAAGAGCAAGGGGUGGAUAGAGGUCGACACGACGGCCGAGGAGGCGGAGGCGCUGAUUGAUGCGGAAUACCAUGUGUAUACGCACGUCGAGACGGGGGCGCAGCAGAUCGGCUGCCACUCGUACUCCGUGCCCGAGGACAUCCGGGAGCACAUCGACUUGAUCAAGCCCACGGUGCACUUCCUGCACCGCGUGCCGACGCCGGACCAGGUGCAGACGGACAACCUGAUGCGGAAGCGCUCGCUCGAACGGCCGUCGACGCACAUCAAGCUAGGCUCGAAGGUGAAGGCGGACGGAACGAGCGUGAACUUGCCGCCCAGCUUAGAGAAUUGCGACGAGAUUAUCACGCUAGACUGCUUGAGGGCGCUGUACUCGAUUGAUAGGAAGCCGACGGAGACGAAGAAGAAUACAUUUGGUAUCCUUGAGUUUACGCCGCAGGCGUUCUUGCAGAGCGACUUAGAUAUGUUCUUCGCGAACUUCUCUCCCUCUCAAGUCGGCAAGAAGCCGACCCUUAUCUCGAUCGAUGGAGGUGUCGACCAGACGAACAUGACUGGGUUCGACUUCAACGGAGAGAGCGACCUCGAUCUGCAAUACGCGUUCGGCCUGACCGAUCCUCAGCCGAUCCUGCUUCUCCAGACUGGAGAUCUCGUUGAGGGGGCAUCGUUCAACAACUGGCUUGACGCUGUCGACGCGUCCUUUUGUACUUUCGAGGGCGGUGAUGACCCCAAUUUUGAUGGUAUUUACCCGGACACGCUCCCUGGGGGAUUUGACAAACCCGAGUCCUGUGGUAUUUUGAAGCCUCCGUUUGUUGUAUCGACUUCUUACGGUUCGGACGAGGCUUCCGUUACCCGUGCAUACGCACAACGCCAGUGCACCGAGUACGCCAAGCUCGGAUUGCUAGGCACGACAGUACUCUACAGUUCUGGUGACAAUGGCGUUGCCGGCAAUGGCGGAGUUUGUCUCGAUGGAAAUGGCAAUCCCGUUACCAACGGCACCGGGAUUCAGUUCAAUCCCGACUUCCCGGUCACCUGCCCAUUCGUCACGGGCGUCGGCGCGACGCAGGUCAAUCCCGGGUCGACUGUCAACGACCCGGAGGGCGCAUGUGAGCAGGUCAUCUUCAGCGGAGGAGGUUUCAGCAACUUCUUCGAGAUGCCCCAAUACCAGGCAGCGGCGGUAAAGAGCUUCCUGACUAACCACCCACCUCCUUUCUCUGGGGAGCAAUUCAACAACUCUGGAGUCGCUCGUGGUUUCCCCGACUUGUCUGCGAACGGGGCGAACUACGUUGUAGCUGUUGCCGGUGAAUUCGAGCUCGUCUUUGGGACCUCUUGUUCUUCUCCUGUCGUCGGUUCUAUGAUCACGUUGAUCAAUGACGCUCGUCUUGCUGCUGGAAAGGGCCCCGUCGGAUUUAUAAACCCUGCCAUUUAUACCGAAAAGUUCCAAGCUGCCUUCCACGAUAUUACAAUGGGCGGUAACCAGGGUUGCGGCACUCCUGGCUUUACUUCCACCGAAGGAUGGGACCCUGUCACUGGAGUAGGCACGCCCAACUUCAGCCGUCUUCUUCCUCUAUUCUUGGAGCUUCCCUAA
Messenger RNA from Dichomitus squalens LYAD-421 SS1, 2143 nucleotides. RefSeq names its product subtilisin-like protein. Lineage: Eukaryota; Fungi; Basidiomycota; Agaricomycetes; Polyporales; Polyporaceae. Gene Ontology annotation, molecular function: tripeptidyl-peptidase activity; serine-type endopeptidase activity. Bases 194 to 2143 code for a protein of 649 amino acids. The record is from RefSeq and is a predicted model, not a curated record. Gene Ontology annotation, biological process: proteolysis. The transcript has 13 exons.